AUAUAUUUAAGUACGUAUGAAAUGCGCGCGCAGCAAGAUCGUUCGAGAUCGUUUGCGAGCUUUCCGGUGCUCUCUCUUUUCCGGCCAGGGGUGCGUUCGAAAACAGCACCCGUGUGUAUAAUGUCACACCUUGUUCGUUCGAAAACACCUAGUGGGCACACUGAGCAUAUACUCGUGGUCGUUCUAAAACCCUACCCCGUUGAGCGUUCGUGUGACUUUUCUCCACUUCCUUUUUUGCGGUGUGAUUCGGUGGAGUGCGAGAAUUGGCGGGAAAGAACUGUGCUGUCAGCGUCAGUUGUGCUUCGCUCAGAAAUUGAUACUCAAAGAUGGUAAACUUAAUCUCAGGUCGCCAUAUUUUAUGUGUGGAUGAUAAGGGAAACCCUCGAAAGGAUGACAUGGGAAAUUUCUAUAUAUUCGACGUUGUUGAUAAUAAGUUGUGCGUGGCCACCGACUGCGAAGAUUUGCGAAACUUUUUCAAUAUACGUUCAGAUGAACAUCCUUCAGCUUCUUCCUUUGGAACAUUAUCUACAGCAUCUAUAGAUGUACCGGAAAAACCUAUAUCUAUACAAGAAUGUGACGACUCCACGGUACCUGAAAAACCUGUAUCUGUAGAGGUACCUGUAAAAUCGAAAUCACAAGAGACAGUUGUGAAAUGGAAGGACGAAAAUGCUAUUAAGGUCUUGAUCAAACUGUGGCAGGAUCAUGAAUCGCUGUUUAAAAGUUCUGUAAUGAAAAAUGUGGAAGUGUGGCGGAUGAUUUCUGAGGGUCUACGAAAAAUGAAUCCUAACUGGAUUUUCAAUGGUGUACAGUGUGAAAAUAAGUUCAAAGACCUCAGAAGACGUUACAUGGCAACAAAGGACCACAAUGCACAGACAGGUGUACAACCCAAAACGUGCAAGUUUUAUAAUGAAAUGGAAGAAGUACUCAGUAUGAAACCAAACGUUAAACCUGUUGCUAUUGCAUCUAGUUUGAAAAGACGUCCCACUGUUCAAAGUGGCUGUUCCACUCCAAAAUCAGGAGACAUCUCUACAGAAGCAUGUGAGAGCAGCGACAGUGGUGAACAGGAAAUAAAAGUACAUAAGACAGAGAAAAAUAUGAAAAGAAACAAGAAUGGAACAUCAAUUGGAGGCUUGGUUAUUGGCUAAUCAAGCUGAGGCACAAAAGAAGGAAGAAGCACGAGAGCAACGACACAAAGAAAGUAUGGAGAGAAAGGAAAUAACUAUUAAAGUUUAUGAAAACUUUAUGUCCAAACUUCUUGAUAAACUUUAAAUGUUAGUUGAAUUUUUUCUGCUACACCUGAUCUAAGUGAUUGUGUGAACUUAAUAGCAUAUUAGAUGUGACAGUAAUUGAAAUGCUGUGAUAUGUUGUACCUUCUUUUAAAAUACUGUUAGAUUUUAUUUUUAAUUACUGUUAAGCCCGUAUUAGACUACGCAUUGAAAAUUGAAGAUUGAAGAUUAAAGAUUGGAAUUUGACUAAUCAGAACAAAAGGGACUAAAAUUUCUUUAUUCUGAUUUGUCAAAUUUCAAUCUUGAAUCUUGAAUCUCAAUCUUCAAUGCGUAGUCUGAUACGGACUUUAGAUGACAUGUACCAGCAGUAUUUGUUGUAGUUUUGUAAAAGAUUUUUACUAUUGUUAAAGCACUGAGAUUGUGUACAAAAAAGUAUUAUCAAAGAAAAUUUUGUUUAGUAAUAUUAUGUUUAAGUAAUAUUAUUAUUAAAUUAUGUAGAAGAUAUAUAGUACUAUUAGUUGUAUUAUUUUAAAAAGUGAUUUUUAUGUGUUAAAGUUAGAUUCUGUUAAAAAACUGUACUAUCACUAUAAGUUCUACUUUCGUAAAAAUGUGAUUUUCGUUUUCAUUAAGAUACAAUAAAAUACCGUAUAAUGUUUGUUUA
This is a messenger RNA of Formica exsecta, 1887 nucleotides long. RefSeq lists its product as uncharacterized. The record is from RefSeq and is a predicted model, not a curated record. NCBI's taxonomy places the organism in Eukaryota, Metazoa, Arthropoda, Insecta, Hymenoptera, Formicidae. The transcript has 3 exons. Bases 327 to 1145 code for a protein of 272 amino acids.